Messenger RNA from Carya illinoinensis, 1081 nucleotides. Its product is annotated as serine/arginine-rich SC35-like splicing factor SCL30A. The record is from RefSeq and is a predicted model, not a curated record. The coding region runs from base 208 to 918 and encodes 236 amino acids. NCBI's taxonomy places the organism in Eukaryota, Viridiplantae, Streptophyta, Magnoliopsida, Fagales, Juglandaceae. The transcript has 6 exons. Gene Ontology annotation, molecular function: RNA binding.
AGAAACACAUGCCCUUCAAAUAACCACAGGCACUCGAGCACAGCCGUCAAGUCCAUUUUUAGCGCUAUCUUGGUCGCUUCGCAUAACCAAACCUCUCGCUUCGCUUAGCCCAAGGACUCGUCCGCCACGCCAAGCCCUUGCCGAUUCGCUCUUUUUCAGUUUCGUCAAAAAUUUGAAAUUGGUCAAAGGGGAAACUAUUCUCUAUAAAUGAGGAGGAGGAGUUAUACCCCAUCACCACCUAGGGGUUAUGGCGGGAGAGGACGGAGUCCGAGCCCCAGGGGUCGCUAUGGCGGUCGUGGUAGGGAUGCUCCUACUAGCCUUCUUGUUCGUAACCUUCGCCACGAUUGUAGGCCAGAGGACCUUCGGAGACCAUUUGGGCAGUUUGGUCAUCUUAAGGACAUUUACUUGCCGAAGGAUUAUUAUACUGGGGAACCCCGUGGUUUUGGUUUUGUGCAAUAUGUAGAUCCUGCUGAUGCUGCUGAUGCUAAAUAUCAUAUGGAUGGUCAGAUUCUUCUUGGUCGGGAGUUGACUGUUGUCUAUGCUGAGGAGAACAGGAAGAAACCAGCUGAUAUGAGGGUAAGGGAGGGAGGGAGUAGGGCUCGAUAUCAUGAUCGAAGACGGUCACCCCCGCGUUAUUCUCGCUCACCUAGAUACUCUCGAUCUCCAUCUCCACGCCGUAUGAGACCUCGGUCCCGAAGCCAUGAUUAUUCCCCUCCCCCCAAACAAAGAUCUGUUUCACCCCGAGACAGAAGGCCUAGUCGAGAGAGGUCGUAUACGCGCUCUCCGCCCUAUAAUGGCUCAAGGAGCCACAGUCAAAGUCCAGAUAGGGGUGCGAACAGGAGCCAGAGCCAAAGGCAAAACCCUAACCAUGAAAAAUUCUCAGCGCAACCAAAUGGAGAUAGGUCUCCUAGUCAGUGAGCUACUCUGAAAUAGACUACUGUUAUGCUAGUUUUUUGUUGGAUUUUGUUUAUAAUUUCCGACCAUGUUAUGUUGGUAGUUGUACCAUUCUCAUGAAUUUGAUCCAGAUUCUGGUUCCGUUCGUUGACAUUUUCUUUUUCAAAAAAAGUUACAUCUGGUGAUA